This is a messenger RNA of Trichomonas vaginalis G3, 564 nucleotides long. RefSeq lists its product as uncharacterized. Bases 1 to 564 code for a protein of 187 amino acids. The record is from RefSeq and is a predicted model, not a curated record. The transcript has a single exon. NCBI's taxonomy places the organism in Eukaryota, Parabasalia, Trichomonadida, Trichomonadidae.
AUGAACAUUGAUCAAAGUAUUACGCAGGAUGAAAAUCACCUGUUAAUUAUGAUUUCCGUUGAUGUAGCAGCACAUUUUCUAAUAUGCUCCAAAGAUCCAUGCGCAAUAGCAAAGCAAUUCUAUGAUAAAUAUCUUAUUUCAAAGGAUGAAUAUAGAUAUUGCAUCAGAGAAGCUCUUGUAAAUAAGUAUAAACAGUUGCUUUAUGACAAGACCCCUUACACAAAGAAAUCAGAACUUAUUAAGCCAUUCAAACAGGCAUUAGUCUUGAUCAUUUGCAAGCAUUUGAAGGUGCUCACUUAUCAAAGUGACAAACACGUUUACAUAGUCGAUGAUUUUGAUUCGAAGUUGGCAUGGUCCUGGUGUUAUAUUUUAGAAAUUAUUUCGGCAGAUUAUUGCUUUUUCAAUGAUAAAGAGCAAGAGAAGAAAAUUGGGCGUGUGCUCUGCAAAGUAUAUGAAUAUGCCAGAUUGAAAGUUCAAAAAAUUCAGUCCCAAAAGUUAGAAGAAAUAAAUCUUGAUGAAUUCACAAAAUUCCUUGGAUCUGAUUUAUUGAUGCUAUUAAAUUGA